Molecule: messenger RNA, 2197 nt
Organism: Megalops cyprinoides (Indo-Pacific tarpon)
Lineage: Eukaryota; Metazoa; Chordata; Actinopteri; Elopiformes; Megalopidae
Gene: zcchc8
Product: zinc finger, CCHC domain containing 8
Exons: 14
Coding region: 6-2081 (691 amino acids)
Cellular component (GO): catalytic step 2 spliceosome
Molecular function (GO): RNA binding; zinc ion binding
Source: RefSeq, a predicted model, not a curated record
CAAAGAUGGCGGAGGUUGAUUUUGGUGACAGUGAGCUGUUCCAGCAGUUUGAAGAGGGCAGACCUGUACAGACCCAUAUUGUGUUUGAAGAUGACAAAGAAGGUCCAGAGGAAAUCACUGAGCUUCGAGAGAAGUUAGAGGAAUGUGAAGAAACGAUUAGCCGUCUGCAAGCAGAGAAUCAGGAGCUGAAGAGAAAAUUGAAUGUUUUGACACGACCAAGUGGUAUAAGCGUAGAAGAUUCUAAAUUGGAUGGGCCACUGCUUCAGAUACUUUAUACAAACAAUGACAUCUCAAAGCAGUGUCGGCAGGAGAUUGAAGACAGCAUCUGUGGUCUUAUCCAGAAGCACAUGCAACAGAAGAAUGAAAAAGAAAAAGCCUCCUUUCAUGUCAAGCCUCAAACUUCAAGUUUCAUUCUACAAGAGCACUGUAAAGUAAAAGCUUCAGACACCAUCAAAAAGAUCAAGGAUGCUUUCAGUGUGGUUGGGAGUGUGCUGUAUUUCACCAGCUUCUGUCUGGACAAACUAGGACAGCCCCUGCUGAAUGAGAACCCCCAGCUGACUGAAGGAUGGGAGAUUCCUAAAUACCAACAGGUCUUCGGCCAGGUGAUUGCUUCAGAUGGACAAGAACUGCAAAUCAAGGAGAAACGACCCAAGCCCUGCUGCUUCAACUGUGGUUCAGAAGACCAUCAACUGAGAGACUGCCCCAAGCCAAAGGAUAUGGCUCGUAUAAGUGAGAAGAGGAAGGAGUUUUCUGGAGGUAAUAAUCAAAGCAACCAGCGUUACCAUGAAGAAGAGGUGGAGGAGCGUUUUGGGAAAUAUAAACCAGGAACAGUGAGUGAGGAGCUGCUUGAUGCCCUGGGCAUGGCAGCGAACUCCCUUCCACCCUUUGUCUACCGCAUGCGGCAGCUGGGAUACCCACCAGGCUGGCUGAAGGAGGCAGAGAUGGAGAACUCUGGCCUGAUGCUCUACGACGGAAAGGUGUCAAGUGAUGGAGAAAUCACUGAGGAUGAGAAUUACCAGAGCCACAAAAUCUCCUAUGACGUGUCUAAGCUUGUAGACUUCCCUGGCUUCAAUGUUUCUAUCCCUGCUAAUGUAAACGAUGAGUGGAGGUUGUAUGGGUCCAUCCCAAUGCAGCCAGACCAGUUGAAGCACAAUUUUGCUGCCUAUCUGUCCAGAAAUUUCCCAGUGCCUGGAUCCAACUGCAACAAAAGAGCUCAUGAAUCAGAUUCGACCCCCAGACAUUCAAAGAAAAGAAGGUCUGAUGUUGAUGGUGCCAGGUGUUCAGACAUGGAUGUCGAUUCAGGGUCAGAAACCCCACAAAGCUCCCGGAGCCCUGACAAUUUUCAGUUCCAGCCACCACUUCCCCCUGGUUCGCCCUCCUUUGGCACACCCCCUCCCCUUCCACGCGGCACACCACCAGCCACUCCCACUCCACCACCCCUGCCCAAGGAUACUCCUCCUGCAACACCCACCAAUGGUUCCCCAGCCCUGCGUGGGCGGCUUUGCGACGAAAUGGGGGAGGAGGACGGGCUGACCCUGGAGGAGCUGGAGGAGCAGCAGAGGCUGAUCUGGGCAGCACUGGAGCGUGCAGACAAUGGCACCAAUAGUGACUCAGAGACGCCUGCUGCUGGUACUCCCCUUGUGAGCUCCUCUGGCGCCUCCACACCUGCUCGGAUUGACACAGAGACAGAGGUGGAGAUGGAGGGGGAAGAGGAGGAGGAGAGGUCUGAGAGGUCAGAGGAGGCCUCCAGCAGUGGUGAAGAACUUUGCAGGGUGGCACCGUCCACAGAAGAUCAUGUGGUAAAUGAUGAUACUGGUAUCCAGGAUAAGUUUGAGCCACUGCAGCCACCAGAUGCUGAAAGUACCCCCAUCGCUGACAACCAGGACGCAAAGACUGAGAUUUCAGACAGGGAUGCUGAGAAGGUGAUGGCCGUCCCUCACCGGAGUAAGUUUGCAGCGGGCAUUAUCCCAUUCGAAGACACACCCGAGUACACAGAUGUCGCUGAGGCCACGGGAAUCUACCUCAGGAUCCGAGACUUACUGAAGAGCUCGCCCCGAAAUCAAGCCAAAAACAAAAAAUGAAAACUGUCGUUUGAGACAAAACAGACAGAGAUUUCCUUGCAAAACAUACUUCUUUUUAACAGGCUUGUUGCUUCAGAACACUUUUUAAUUAGUCUCCCGGAGUUAAAAUGAGGGGU